Messenger RNA from Nilaparvata lugens (brown planthopper), 640 nucleotides. RefSeq lists its product as uncharacterized. The transcript has 2 exons. NCBI's taxonomy places the organism in Eukaryota, Metazoa, Arthropoda, Insecta, Hemiptera, Delphacidae. The coding region runs from base 201 to 533 and encodes 110 amino acids. The record is from RefSeq and is a predicted model, not a curated record.
AAUGCAAACAAUAUUGAGUAUUGGAAUGAACAAAUAACUUCACAGAAAUUCAAUUAGCACUUUUCGAGUGUCACUCAAUAACAUUACAGAGAAUUGGCGUGUAUUGCUUCUAGGAAUAUUCUAGCAGAAUAGUAUUCUAUCUAGUUUGAGAUUGAAACUUCCAGCUUUCUGAUUUGAAAAUUUGCAUCUUGAAUCUCAUCAUGUCUAUCCAUUUCUUUUGGUCAUUGUUUGUUCUUGUUCUCGUUCUCAACUUCCUUCCUGCAUUUACUUCUGAUUACUACCGGAAUCUCCAGGAUGAACCAGAAUGGAAGGAAGAGGAGGCAAGAUCACAACAACCAAGAGAGAAUCAAAAUAAUAGAAAUGAAAUGGAAACUACAAUUAAAGAGCCAGUAAAAAUCAAACAGAGUCAGCAACCAAGAACAAGAAAAACUGGGAAUGGAAGAAUCAGUAAAGAGCCGGUUAACACUUAUGAAAAUACUGAAUUUGAUGAUUAUUCGAAUAUGGGUCAAGAAUCUCUUCAUUUCUGUUGUUGAAUUUGUGGUUUUGUAUGCCUAAACGGAAAUUCACAGAUAUAAAUUUAACAUUUACUUGAAUUAAACAAAAUCAAUAAACUUUGUGUUUUAACUUUUGAGACACCCCA